Messenger RNA from Trichomonas vaginalis G3, 3570 nucleotides. Its product is annotated as sulfite reductase (ferredoxin) protein. Gene Ontology annotation, molecular function: iron ion binding; oxidoreductase activity, acting on the aldehyde or oxo group of donors; thiamine pyrophosphate binding. The transcript has a single exon. The record is from RefSeq and is a predicted model, not a curated record. Bases 1 to 3570 code for a protein of 1189 amino acids. NCBI's taxonomy places the organism in Eukaryota, Parabasalia, Trichomonadida, Trichomonadidae. Gene Ontology annotation, biological process: electron transport chain; response to oxidative stress.
AUGUUAAGUAUUGGAGACGCAUUUUCUCGUCAAAAGCAUGUCGUCCCAGUCGACGGUAAUGCAGCUGCCGCAUAUGUCGGUUAUGCAUUUACAGAGACUGCAUUCGGCUAUCCAAUCACUCCUUCAACAACAGCUUUCGAAUUAGUUGAGCAGUGGGCCAAUAAGGAUCACAGGAAGAAUAUUUUCGGACAAGUUCCAACAUGCAUUCAGCUCGAACAUGAAGGUGGCGUUGCAGGUUCUCUUCAUGGUGGCUCCGUUGCUGGUGCAGUCGCAUCUACAUUCACAUCCUCCCAAGGUUUACUUUUAAUGCUUCCAAAUAUCAUCAAGAUGAAGCAUGCCCAAGUUCCUACCGUCAUUCAUGUUGCCUCCCGCUCACUUAUUUCUUCGAUUGGUACAAUCGAAUGCGACCAUUCAGAUGUUAUGACAGUCAGAGCCAGUGGAGCUAACAUGCUUUCAUCAGCUUCUAACCAGGACUGCCACGAUCUUGCUGCUGUUGCUCACAUUGCUGCUAUGAAAUGCCAGAUCCCAUUCCUUCACUGGUGGGAUGGUUUCAGAACAUCUCAUCAGAUUACAAACGUCGAGCUUCUUGAAUACGACGAAUUGAAGCCACUCAUUCCUCAGAAGGAACUCGAUGAAUUCCGUGAACGCGCUUUCAACCCUAACCAUCCUUCCCUUCGUAUGCUUGCUAUCGAUUCAUCAUUCCACUUCCAAGCUGAUACAGCCGCUGCUUACCGUUUCCAGAAUGUUCCACAAAUUGUCCAAGAAUCAAUGGAUGAACUCGCAAAGAUUACAGGACGUCAGCACCAUCUCUUCGACUACUACGGACAUCCACAAGCUGAAUCCGUCAUCGUUGUUCUUGGUUCAACAUCCCAGAACAUUUCGGAAGCAGUUGACUAUUGCAACGCAAAGGGUGCCAAGUACGGUGUUGUUACAGUCCAUCUCUACCGCCCAUUCUCACCAGAGCAUCUUUCCAAGGCAAUUCCAAAGUCAUGCAAAGUUAUUACAGUUCUCGACAGAGUUAACGAGAACGGCGCCUUCACACAACCAUUACAUUCCGAUGUUUGCGCCGGUUUCAUGGCUAUUGGCGACAAUCGUAAGAUUCUUGGUGGCAUGUUCGGCAUUGGUGGCCGCGAGCUUACACCAUCACAGGCCGCCGAAGUCUUCAAGAACUCUCUCUCCGAGAAACCACGCAAUCUCUUCAGAAUCGGCAUUGUCGAUGACUUAAUGCACACAAGCCUUCCAGUACCAGAGGAAAUUGAUAUGGUUCCAGAUGGCACAAAGCAGUGCAUCUUCUGGGGUCUUGGCUCCGAUGGUACAGUUGGCUCCAACAAGGAAUCAAUCAAGAUCAUCUGCAAGGAAACACCACUCUACGGCCAAGGCUACUUCACAUACGAUGCUAAGAAGUCUGGUGGUCUCACACGUUCCCACCUCAGAUUCGGCAAGAAGCCAAUUACAUCAAACUACGCGAUCAAGCAGGCUGAUUACAUUGGUGUCCACUGCAUCAACUUCCCACGCGUCUAUCCAGUCGCUAAGGAGUUGAAGAACGGCGGCAUCUUCGUUUUCAACUGCCCAGCACACAAUGCUAAGGAACUCGAGAAGUACAUUCCAAAGGCAACACUCCGCCAGCUCUACGACAAGAAGGCUAAGGUUUACUGCAUUGAUGCUACAAAGAUUUCCAUCGAUUGUGGAAUUCCAGGACGUAUCAACCUCAUCAUGCAGACAGCCUUCUUCUACCUCUCUGGCGUUCUUGAGACAAACCACGCUAUCAAGGUUUCAAAGGAUUCCGUCGAAGAGCAGUACGGACAUUCCGGCGAAGCAGUCGUUAAGGCCAACAUCAAGGCUAUCGACUCCUCCAUCGAUAACCUCAUCAAGAUCGAAAUGCCACAGGAAUGGGGCCAGUUCGAUCCAACACCAAUUUCCAGAUUCGCCAACGCCGAUGCUCCAGAGCUCAUGAAGAAGGCCAUCUUCCCAAUCUUCGAGCUCAAGGGCAACGAGAUGAAGCCAUCCGAUCUCAUUCCAAUCACAGCCAGAAUCCCACGUGACGGCUUAGGCUCAUCCAAGUACGAGAAGCGUGGCAUUGCUACAAACAUCCCAGUUUGGGACGCCGACAAGUGCAUCCAGUGCAAUACCUGCGCUUACUCAUGCGCACACGCUGUCAUCAGACCACAGUUGAUGAAGCACGGCAAGGGGCCAGAAGGAGUCAAAGUUCUUCAGUCCAAGAAGUUCAAGGGAUACGACUUCGCCAUCACUGUUUCAGCACACGACUGCUUAUCAUGCCAAGUUUGUAUCGAGAAGUGCCCGACAAAGGCAUUGUCAUUCCCACUUGCCACAGAGGAAGUUGUCACAAAGGCUGCCGCACUCUACGACAAGUUCGCCAAGCUUCCAGACAUCGACGCAUUACGUGAGGCUGAUCCAGCUCUCAACGAAAGCCUCGAGAAGAAGAAGUGGACAGCUGAUGGCUCACAGUACUACAAGCCAUUACUUGAGUACUCUGGUGCCUGCGCAGGCUGUCACGAGACAUUGUACGCCAAGAUGCUCACACAACUCUUCGGCCCACGUCUCAUGAUCGCCAACGCUACAGGCUGCUCCAUCGUCUGGUCUGGCUCAUUCCCAUCACAGCCAUGGACAUACAACUCACGCGGACAAGGCCCAACAUGGGGCAACUCCUUGUUCGAAGAUAACGCUGAGUUCGGCCUCGGUAUCGCCGCCGCCGUUGCUCACCGCAGAUUCGAACUCAAGGGAAUUGUCGAGAGAUUCAUCAAGUCCGGCGAGAAGUGCGAUCCAGCACUCAUGGCAUUGUUCACAGAGUGGCUCGCCAACUACGACAAGGGUGAGAAGUCACUUCCACUCUCCAACUCCAUCCAGGACAUCCUCAAGACAAUCCCACAGACAACAGGAUUGUUCGGAGAGAUCCAGAAGAGAUACGACUUGUUCGUCAAACCAUCAGUCUGGAUCGUCGGUGGCGAUGGCUGGGCUAACGAUAUCGGUUUUGCUGGCCUCGACCACGUCGUCGCUACAGGUGCUGAUGUCAACUGUCUCGUCUACGAUAACGAGUCAUACGCCAACACAGGCUUCCAGACAUCCAAGGCAUCUCCACGUGGCUCCGUCCUCAAGUUCGCAGCAACAGGCAAGGAUAAGCCGAAGAAGGACCUCGCUGGCAUGUUCUUACAGUACCCAGAUGUCUACGUCGCAUCAUGCGUCAUCGGCGCUAAUGCUGCUCAGACAGUCAAGGCAAUGAAGGAGGCCGACGAGCACAAGGGCACAUCAUUCAUCGACUGCUACUGCCCAUGCAUCGGACACGGCGUCAGACCAACAAUGAAGAACGGCCACAAGCAGGCUAAACUCGCUGUCGAGUCCGGAUACUGGCCAAUCUUCAGAAGGAAGCCAGGACAGAAGGUUGUCUUAGAUAACCCAACAAUGAAGAAGGAGAAACUCGCUGACUUCUUGAAGCACGAAUCUCGCUACGAAUCACUCAGAAAGAUCGACUCCAAGAGACAACACGAUCUCCAGGAACUCUUAGGCAAAGAUAUUGAUCAGCGCUGGCAGAGACUCCAAGAAUUAACUAAGUAA